This is a messenger RNA of Aspergillus saccharolyticus JOP 1030-1, 705 nucleotides long. RefSeq names its product 2EXR domain-containing protein. NCBI's taxonomy places the organism in Eukaryota, Fungi, Ascomycota, Eurotiomycetes, Eurotiales, Aspergillaceae. The record is from RefSeq and is a predicted model, not a curated record. The transcript has a single exon. The coding region runs from base 1 to 705 and encodes 234 amino acids.
AUGGAUGCUACAAGCAUGGCACAGCCCUCUCCGACCGAAAGCUUCACAUGUUUUCCUCUUCUACCAGUGGAACUGCGAUUAAUGAUCUGGAAGCGUGCCCUUCCCCGAGUUGUCCGCCACGGCUUGUUCCUCUAUGGAGAAAGCCGCUGGCGCUUGCACCACGCGCAUCGAAUCCAACGUCACGACCCACUGUACCAUGGUAACGAUAUGAAGAUUGAUGUCACCACCUUGAUGAUGAUCAACGAAGAAGCGCGAAGUGUCGUGCUGGACUGGGCCGACAAAGAAGAUCUGGACCUCUUCGGCGAGCCCACGCCUGAACCCUUCUUUUUCUGUAUCAGAACCUUCGACCCAGCAACCGAUGCGAUCUACAUGGCUCUCAGCCGGGUAACCAAGCGCCAUAUUGCACUGCAUUAUGCGGAAAAUGGUUUCAAUUGCAUAACGGCAAACGGGGACCGCGUGGCCGCGAGACGCCUUGCAUUUCCUCGCGAGGUGUUGGAUGGCAGGAGAGUCGACAUACAUCGAUUUUAUCUGGACUUUGUCCACGUUGUGACUGUGUACGAGGUGUUGAUUGUGAUGAAUUCUGCACAGGCACCGGCGAUAGAACGGGAAUUUGGACCCGUGCUUCAGUCGCAGUGGGAGUGGGAGGUGGAUGAAGCGGGUUACGAUGACGAGAGGUUCAAGCGGUGGGCAACGCGAGUCACUUAG